CAUACGUUAAAGUUUCCGAAUCCCAAUAACACACCCAACUGUAUGAAAGUGAAACAAACCUGUUCCGUAUGCCACCGUAUCACUUUGUUCACUACCUUCUCUCUCUAGACCAUAAUUACUGUUCUUCUUCUCAAGUCUUAACAACCAUACCGAAUUAAGCAAUACCCAUUUCCAAAAUCCAUGGAUGCUUCAGCAGCAUCCUCAAUCUCCUAGCCUUUCCUUUUCAUCUGUCUGACACCCAAUUCGUUUUUCUUUGAAAUAAAGCCUUUAAAAAUGGGCAUUGACCUCGAAUCUUUGUCAGAGGCCACUUCAGGAGCCAUUGGAGCUCUUGUUAGCACCACCAUCUUGUACCCUCUUGAUACCUGUAAGACCAAAUAUCAAGCUGAAGUUCGAACUCAACAUCAGCAAAAGUACAGGAAUAUUUCUGAUGUUUUAUGGGAAGCAAUUUCUACCCGUCAGGUGCUCUCAUUGUACCAGGGCCUUGGGACAAAGAACCUUCAGUCCUUUAUUUCACAGUUUGUCUACUUCUAUGGAUACAGCUUCUUCAAGAGGCUGUACUUGGAGAAAAGUGGAAACAAAACCAUAGGAACAAGAGCAAACUUGAUUGUUGCCGCUGCCGCCGGGGCUUGUACAGUCAUAGUCACACAGCCCUUGGAUACAGCAUCCUCAAGGAUGCAGACAAGUGAGUUUGGGAAAUCAAAAGGACUUUGGAAGAGCCUCUCAGAAGGUACUUGGAAUGAGGCAUUUGAUGGUCUAGGCAUAUCUCUUCUUUUGACAGCAAACCCAUCUAUCCAGUAUACUGUUUUUGAUCAGCUAAAAGAGAGGCUAUUGAAGGGGAAGCUGAGCAAAAAAGCACCUGCGGAGUUAUCCCCGAAAGCUCUUUCUGCUUUUAAUGCUUUCGUGUUGGGUGCAGUUUCGAAGUGUGUUGCUACCUGCUUGACUUACCCAGCUAUCAGGUGUAAAGUCAUGAUUCAGGCUGCGGAGUCAGAUGAAGAUGGGAACCAAGAAGCCGGACAAAAAGCCCAGAAGACAGUUUCAGGUGCAGUCUAUGCCGUUUGGAAAAGAGAGGGCCUACUGGGUUUCUUCAAAGGAUUACAGGCCCAAAUACUGAAGACUGUGAUAAGCUCAGCAUUGCAUUUGAUGAUAAAGGAGAAGAUUACAAAGACAACAUGGGUCCUAAUGCUUGUGCUGAGAAAGUAUCUGUUUGUCACCCGCCCCAAACUAAAAGGCACAUGAAUUAGUGAUGAGAGUGAGAGCUAUAAGCUUGGAAACCUCAUUAAUGAAGAGGCUCCAUAGGAUUUGUCCAUCGUGGAGGAGAAAUUAUGCAGCAGCAUCCAAUAAACAUUUGUGUACGGGAGGGACCAGGUUGUGUAUCGCAAAAGGAGAAUACAAAUUUGCAGAACAAGGGAAUCUUCAUUUCCUCGUCUAAUAAUUAUUCAAUAAAUAUUAUCACGUUUGAUGUCUGUCUUAAUCGAAAUAAAAUAUUCAUACAAUUUCCUUA
Molecule: messenger RNA, 1501 nt
Organism: Quercus lobata
Lineage: Eukaryota; Viridiplantae; Streptophyta; Magnoliopsida; Fagales; Fagaceae
Product: peroxisomal adenine nucleotide carrier 1-like
Exons: 5
Coding region: 274-1236 (320 amino acids)
Biological process (GO): ATP transport; peroxisome organization; fatty acid beta-oxidation
Cellular component (GO): peroxisomal membrane
Molecular function (GO): ADP transmembrane transporter activity; ATP transmembrane transporter activity
Source: RefSeq, a predicted model, not a curated record